UACAAAGGGUGGUUCACAAAGAGCAUUAGCCAUGGCUCUCAAUGGAGACAGUGUGGUGGUUCCUCAAAUGAAACUUGAGAGGAUGUUUAGCAUGAGAGGAGGCAAGGGGGAGGGCAGCUAUGUGAAGAAUUCGCAAGCUCAGGCUCGUCAUGCCCGGUCCUUGCUUCACUUCCUGAAGGAAACACUAAACUCCAUGCAGCUUCCUCCUUCCUCUGCGGACACUUCGUUCACCAUCGCAGACCUAGGUUGCUCCUGCGGGCCGAAUGCACUCUUCAACAUGGACAUCAUAGUUAAACAUGUGACCGAGAUAUACGACGCAGUUGGUCGCGAGGCACCUGAAUUCCUUGUCUACUUGUCCGACCUCCCCAGCAACGAUUUCAACACCCUCUUCCAGCUUCUUCCUCCACUGACAAGCAAUAGUCCAGAGGAAUCCCUGGCAGCGAUCGACGAGCAGCAGCGAUCCUACUAUGCUGCUGGGGUGCCAGGAUCGUUCUUCGGUCGGCUUUUUCCGGCAAGAUCGAUCCAUGUGUUCCACUCGACCUUCUCCUUGCAUUGGCUCUCCCAGGUGCCGGCGAGGGUGACGGAUAAGCAGUCGGCGGCGCAUAACAAGGGCCGGAUCUUCAUCCAUGGUGCACCCAAAUGCACCACGGACGCCUACAGGGACCAAUUCAAGGCAGACCUAACCGGAUUCCUGCAGUGCCGGGCCAAGGAGAUGAAGGAUGGGGGUGUCAUGUUCUUGGCGUUCCUGGGCCGGACCUCCGUCGACCCCACUGACCAAGGUGGCCCUGGCAUCCUUUUUGGCACCCACUUCCAGGAUGCCUGGGAUGACCUUGUCCAAGAGGGUCUGCUGGAGAGUGAGAAGCGCGACAGCUUCAACAUCCCAGUGUACGCAGCAAGCCUCCAGGAGUUCAGGGAGGUCGUGGAAGCCAACGGCUCGUUCGCCAUUAACAAGCUUGAAGUUGUGAAAGGAGGUAGCCCGUUGGUCGUCAGCCACCCAGAAGAUGCCGCUGAGAUCAGCCGAGCACUCGCCAACAGCUGCCGUUCCGUGAGCGGGGUGCUCGUUGAUGAGCACAUUGGGGAAGAAUUGAGUGAAGAAUUAUUCAUUCGGGUCGAGCGUCGUGCGGUCAAACAUGCAAAGGAGCUGAUGGAGCAACUGCAGUUCUUCCACAUUGUUGCCUCCCUCUCAUUGGCAUAGAAGAAUGAUCUCCAUUGGACUAUUGUGUGGGAUUUGAUUUGGUUCCAUACAAUAUAUAUUUUUCA
Messenger RNA from Phoenix dactylifera (date palm), 1260 nucleotides. RefSeq names its product IAA carboxylmethyltransferase 1 (gene IAMT1). The record is from RefSeq and is a predicted model, not a curated record. NCBI's taxonomy places the organism in Eukaryota, Viridiplantae, Streptophyta, Magnoliopsida, Arecales, Arecaceae. Gene Ontology annotation, molecular function: methyltransferase activity.